UUGGUUUAGACUAGCUCGUUAAAAGAUAUUGGAUAUUGGUCACGAAUCUCACAUGGGACAUUGUACGCUGGACAAGGCACCUGAAAAGAGGGGAAUCCAAUGUUGUGUGUUGUGUUCUCUUCAAGGAUUUUGAGGCCUGUUGGCUAUCAUUUGUUUAGAACUGUUGCGAACCAGUCGAUCGCACGUGAUGCCCCAGGAGGCACAGGUUCAGGAUCGUCUUCAAGACCAUUAGAUCCGAUCCAACAGUCGUUUAUCUCAAGGUUGCGAGAAUAUCGUCAAAAGAGCGAAAAAAGUGAAGUGGGUUUAGCAGAUGUUACACCUGAGGAAUUGAAGGAAUUUAGUGAGCUGUUGGCCAGAGUGGAUAGCGUAUUUGGGGCUGAAGGACAGGAUAUGACACAGUUCCCUACAUUCAAGUUCGAGGAUCCUAAGCUUACUCUUCCGUCAUCUUCUCUAAAUAUUCCAUAUCCGAAAGACUUGGAAGAUGCCGUUGGUGUGUAGCCUGUUUUUUGGCACAUUGUACUAUAGUUAUUUUAUUUAGUUGACUAAAGAAACAAAGUCCGUAGAUUG
Messenger RNA from Heterobilharzia americana, 567 nucleotides. Lineage: Eukaryota; Metazoa; Platyhelminthes; Trematoda; Strigeidida; Schistosomatidae. The record is from the annotation of a GenBank genome assembly.